UCGCCUCUCUUCGCUCUGCAGGACUGAGCAGUGAGACAAGAGCUAAAACAAACAGCUGUGACUGUAGGAGCCAGCCCAGGGGGGGAGGAGAGAGAGAGGGGGGGGGGAUCCUACCACGGCUCCCCAUCCCUGCGUCCUCUCGCUGUCUUCCUGCCCCAUCCGUCCAUCCGCUCGCCCCUCCAUCUCCUCCUCGGGCGCCACUCGGGGCCGCUCAGGAUGAGGAGGAUCCGGGCCAAUGCCAUCGCCAUCCUGACCGUCGCCUGGAUUCUGGGCACUUUCUAUUACUUGUGGCAGGACAACAAGCCCCACGCCGCCGCAUCCAGCCGCUCCCCCGGCAGCAGCGGGAGCAGCAGCAGCAGCGGCGGCGGCGGCGGCCACCAGAGAUCAAGCGGCAAAGUCGAGCUCCACAAAGAGGAGAGGACCAUCCCCCUCAUUGCAUCCAGGCCGCCACAGGCAGAGAAACCUGGCUUACGGGGUUUUGAUGAGAAGGCUUAUGUUUCUUCAAAGUUGCUAAAGGCUGGAGAAGACCCUUAUCGACAACAUGCUUUCAAUCAGUUAGAGAGUGACAAACUCAGCAGUGACCGGCCCAUUCGAGACACAAGGCAUUACAGGUGUGCCUCCAUACAUUAUGGUGCGGACCUGCCAUCCACAAGCAUCAUCAUCACCUUUCACAACGAGGCUCGCUCCACCUUACUCCGCACAGUGACAAGUGUUUUGAAUCGUACUCCAGCCAACUUGAUUCAGGAAAUAAUAUUAGUGGAUGACUUCAGCUCCGAUCCCGAGGACUGUCAGCUCCUUACUAAAAUACCAAAGGUCAAGUGUCUACGCAACAAUCGUCGAGAAGGUCUGAUCCGUUCUCGAGUUCGAGGUGCUGACAUGGCAACUGCUGAUAUUCUCACCUUCCUUGAUAGCCAUUGUGAGGUGAACAGUGAAUGGCUACAACCAAUGCUUCAGAGAGUGAAAGAGGAUUAUACUCGGGUGGUGAGUCCUAUCAUCGAUGUGAUAAGCCUGGACAAUUUUGCCUAUUUAGCAGCAUCAGCAGAUUUAAGGGGAGGGUUUGAUUGGAGUCUUCAUUUCAAGUGGGAGCAGAUCCCCAUUGAGCAAAAGUUGUCUAGAACAGACCCAACGCAGUCCAUCAGAACACCUGUCAUAGCAGGAGGCAUUUUUGUGAUCGAUAAGUCUUGGUUUAACCAUCUUGGAAAAUAUGACACGCAGAUGGAUAUCUGGGGAGGAGAAAACUUUGAGCUUUCUUUUCGAGUCUGGAUGUGUGGAGGUAGCUUGGAGAUCGUUCCCUGCAGUCGAGUGGGUCACGUCUUCCGGAAACGCCACCCGUAUGACUUCCCAGAAGGCAACGCACUGACUUACAUUAAAAAUACCAAACGUACAGCAGAAGUAUGGAUGGAUGAGUACAAACAGUAUUACUAUGAAGCCCGCCCAUCUGCCAUUGGAAAGUCAUUUGGAAGUAUCGCAGACCGUGUGGACCAGCGUAGGAAGCUGAACUGUAAAUCCUUCCAGUGGUACCUGGAGAAUGUUUACCCUGAACUCAAAGUUCCCGAAAAGGAACUCAUUCCUGGGAUAAUCAAACAAGGGGCCAAUUGCCUGGAGUCUCAGGGGCAGGAUUCAGCAGGAAACUCUCUUGCAGCAGUUGGAAGCUGCAAAGGGACAGCAAAUGAUCCUGCUGCUACUCAGGAGUGGAUAUUCAGUGACCCUUUAAUCAGGCAGCAGGACAAGUGUCUCUCAAUCACCUCCUUCUCCACCGGCUCCCAGAUCACAAUUGAAGCGUGCAAUCAGAAAGACGGCAGACAGAAAUGGAAGAUGAAAGGCAGCUUCAUCCAGCACUUUGUCAGUGGCCUAUGCUUGGAAAGCCAGUCCAGCAGACUAGUGACCAACAUCUGCCAGUCAGAUAUACCAGGCCAACAGUGGGAGCUGCUCCAAGCCACAUGAUGGUUGCCCAGCAAUUUCUCCAGUGCUUUUGCAUGAGACUUUGGGAACGGAAGGGGUUAGGGUGGGGAAUGGAGUUUAAACCUUAAGUAUUUUGAUUGUGAUCCUCAGCCAAUAACCAUUUCAGUUGAAAUGACAGUGUUCUUGAAUUCAUUAAUGAAGCACUCCAUGGUGUAUGGAAACAUCACCGGAACUGGCCCAUUUGUAACCCAUGUUUUCCCCACUGUGAAUACACUAUAGGACACUCAAUAGCAGCUCAGAGUUGGAGAAUGGGACAUCCCAGUAGCCAAGACUUUAGUGUGAGUCAGAAUGUUUGACAGUUCUUCUCUUCUCUUGCUUUCUCUCCAGGGAAAUUUGUGGUCUCUGGACCCAUGGAGUUGUGGCAGUUGGUGUCUGUGACAACGCUUAAUGUGAACUCCUGGUGGAUUUGCUUGACUUCAUUGUCUUUCAGACAUGCCAUCCCUUCUCAUUUUGCAUGUGUGUUGUACAAAAUGCUUUAUGGGAAAGCAGGCAAAAUUAGUCAUGCCUAAGUUAUUGGGAAUUGCAUCUUUGGCAGGGAAAUGCAAGGCUUAGAGCCUGGGGGCUUUGUUGAUCUGCUUUUGUUUCUAAGUUUGUUUCUUCAUUGAAGUAUGUUAAUGUAAUUCUUUGCAGAAAUAUGGAUCCUUGUGUUUCCCUGGCUGAAAAUAGGGCUAUGGUAUAGCAGUGGGAAAGUUAAAGCCAACCCUUAGGGGAUAAAUGAUUUGAUUUUUUUAAAGAGCUUGACUCCUGAAGUACAAAUGUUGUUUGAAAUUACAUAAACAAAAAGUCCCUGUGUGUUUUUAUACAAAAAAUAAGUGUUUCUAGUUGUG
Molecule: messenger RNA, 2789 nt
Organism: Anolis carolinensis (green anole)
Lineage: Eukaryota; Metazoa; Chordata; Lepidosauria; Squamata; Anolidae
Gene: galnt16
Product: polypeptide N-acetylgalactosaminyltransferase 16
Exons: 15
Coding region: 217-1944 (575 amino acids)
Biological process (GO): protein O-linked glycosylation
Cellular component (GO): Golgi apparatus
Molecular function (GO): polypeptide N-acetylgalactosaminyltransferase activity
Source: RefSeq, a predicted model, not a curated record